Molecule: messenger RNA, 870 nt
Organism: Priceomyces carsonii
Lineage: Eukaryota; Fungi; Ascomycota; Pichiomycetes; Serinales; Debaryomycetaceae
Product: exosome non-catalytic core subunit
Exons: 1
Coding region: 1-870 (289 amino acids)
Biological process (GO): RNA processing
Cellular component (GO): cytoplasm; nuclear exosome (RNase complex)
Molecular function (GO): RNA binding
Source: RefSeq, a predicted model, not a curated record
AUGAUAGAUAGACCUCAUAAGAAAGUUAUACCUGGACAGUAUAUCGUACCUUCUUAUAAUUCAAAUAAAAAAAGUGGAAAAAUUGAAAAAUUUUUGGCAGGAGAAGGUACAACAAUAUAUGAAGUGGAAAGCGAUGACAGCCCAUCAAGAAAGGUUCCAAUAAUAGUUUCUACAAGAUUAGGGGAUAUUAAAUACAAGAAUAUUGGCCCUUUGGAAGAAGAGAAGUCUAUUGGGCCUGUUGAGCAAAUUUUGGUAAUGGUAUUACCGAAAUCAAAUGUGUAUACUCAACACUCGGAUGAAAUAAGUGAUGGAAAGUAUGAUGCUAGUGUUUCUAUCAAUUUGCCGAAAGAAAAUGAUAUCGUUUUGGUUCGAAUAACAAGAAUCAAUCAAAAACAAGCAAAUUGUGAAAUACUAUCUGUUGAGGGACAUGGAAAUAUAUUGACAGAUCAUGGGCUAGGGUCAAAUGGCGAAUCGGCCCACCUCUCAGUGCCAUCUGGAGGUGGUGCACAAAGUUUAUCGAGCCAUCAGGGUGUUGCAUCAAGUCAAUCGACAUCAUUAAAUGCUGUUGCUGUCGAUUUGGGAGAGACAUUCAAAGGAAUAAUCAGAACGCAGGAUAUUCGGUCCACCGACAGAGAUAAGGUAAAGAUGAUUGAGCUGUUCAAGCCUGGCGAUAUUGUAAGAGCUAUCAUAAUUUCCUUAGGUGAUGGGUCUAACUAUUAUUUGAGUACAGCUAGAAAUGAUUUGGGAGUUGUAUUUUCAAGAAGCGAGGGGUCUUCUGGGGAUGUGAUGUUUCCAAUUGAUUGGCAGCAUAUGCUUGACAAUAGAACAGGACAGAUUGAGAAGAGAAAAUGUGCUAAACCGUUCGCAUGA